This is a messenger RNA of Penicillium hordei, 1311 nucleotides long. RefSeq names its product NAD-dependent epimerase/dehydratase family protein. Lineage: Eukaryota; Fungi; Ascomycota; Eurotiomycetes; Eurotiales; Aspergillaceae. The coding region runs from base 1 to 1311 and encodes 436 amino acids. Gene Ontology annotation, cellular component: cytosol. Gene Ontology annotation, molecular function: UDP-glucose 4-epimerase activity. The record is from RefSeq and is a predicted model, not a curated record. The transcript has a single exon. Gene Ontology annotation, biological process: beta-D-galactose catabolic process via UDP-galactose, Leloir pathway.
AUGAUUGAGCCAACAUCACUUUCCUCUUCGAGGUCGGACAGCCCCCAAAGGUCCAAUGCAAGCAGUCCUGUGCAAUCUCCCAUCGCCGUCGACACGCCCGCAACAGAGGCUGGAGACCCAUUCGACAAUAUCCAUGACUUGUUGCGCAGAAUCCCUUUGCAAAGCCACAUUCUUGUCACUGGUGGUCUCGGUUUCAUUGGUAGUCACACCACGCUUGAGCUGCUCAAGGCAAACUAUAACGUUAUUGUGAUCGACAAUCUUAGCAACGCAUUCGAGAAUGUUUUCGACCGUAUCAGCCUGUUGGCCAAGAAGCAUCACGAGGAGAAUGGCACGAAAAUGCCAUCUCUCCGAUUGCACGCACACGAUUAUCGUGACACCAAAUCUCUUCAGCCGCUGCUUGAGGAGUACCAGCUCCCAUCCAGGUGGGGAACUCCCAAGUCGAGAAUCGCCGGAGUCAUCCACUUCGCGGCGUAUAAAGCGGUGGAGGAGAGUAUUCGGAAGCCACUGAAGUAUUACUCCAACAAUGUUAGCGGGCUUGUCGACUUUGCCACAACACUUGGAGACUUCGGCAUCAAAACCUUCAUCUUCUCGUCUUCCGCCACCGUAUACGGAACUCUCGCAACCUCGGGUCUUCCAUUGAAGGAGGAACUCUGUGUUCACAAGGAAGAGUUGUACACAGAUCACGCAGGCUCACAACAAUCCAUCCAACCUGGAUGCACUGGAAUCACCAACCCGUACGGACGCACAAAAUGGAUGUGUGAAACCAUCCUGGCCGACUUGGCCGCAUCAGACCCCGAAUGGACUAUUGUUGCACUCCGCUAUUUCAACCCCGUUGGAUGUGAUUCUUCCGGUCUUUUGGGCGAAGACCCAAGACAGGCGCCAACAAACCUGCUUCCCGUCGUUGUCAAAGUCAUGACCGGCCAGUAUUCGGAACUCGCGAUGUUUGGGACAGAUUGGGAAACCGAAGACGGCACUGCCGUCCGUGACUUCAUCCACGUUAGUGAUCUAGCUCGUGGGCAUAUUGCCGCGCUCAGUUCGGCCAACGAGGGCAAGCUGACAGAAAAUUUCCGCACAUUCAACCUCGGAACUGGAAAGGGUAAUUCCGUGAUGGAUGUGGUCAGCACUAUGGAGUCUGUUAUUGAGAAGCCCAUUCCUCGACGUGCUGCGCCACGUCGCGAAGGUGAUGUUGGAGCCUGCGUUGCGGUCGUCGACCGGUCGACGGAAGAGCUUCAAUGGAAGACAGAAAAGAGCCUGAAGGAUGCAUGCCAGGACAUCUGCAAUUUCUUGGAUGUCAGUGGUCUGUCUUCAUAG